Messenger RNA from Bicyclus anynana (squinting bush brown), 1628 nucleotides. RefSeq names its product 26S proteasome regulatory subunit 4 (gene Rpt2). Gene Ontology annotation, molecular function: ATP hydrolysis activity; proteasome-activating activity; ATP binding. Gene Ontology annotation, cellular component: proteasome regulatory particle, base subcomplex. The record is from RefSeq and is a predicted model, not a curated record. NCBI's taxonomy places the organism in Eukaryota, Metazoa, Arthropoda, Insecta, Lepidoptera, Nymphalidae. The transcript is spliced from 9 exons. Bases 157 to 1476 code for a protein of 439 amino acids. Gene Ontology annotation, biological process: proteasome-mediated ubiquitin-dependent protein catabolic process.
UUAAUCUAUUCCGAAAUUGACAGGCACAGACUAUAUUUUAAAAAUAACAAAAUUUCGCUUUGUAAUGGAGUGCUGCUGACUGUUCUUUUUUCAUUAUAUUGUAAAGUUAUAAAACUACAACGAUAAUAUAAUUUCUUAAAGAGAACAGGCUAGAUAAUGGGUCAAAAUCAAUCAGGCAGUGGAAGCGGUGGAGACAAAAAAGAUGACAAAGAUAAGAAGAAGAAAUAUGAGCCUCCGAUCCCCACAAGAGUCGGGAAGAAGAAGCGCAAAGCAAAAGGGCCUGAUGCCGCCCUGAAACUGCCCCAGGUGACGCCACACACUCGGUGUAGGCUAAAGUUACUGAAACUGGAAAGAAUCAAAGAUUAUUUGCUCAUGGAAGAAGAGUUUAUUCGUAACCAAGAAAGGCUUAAGCCCCAGGAAGAGAAAAUUGAAGAAGAAAGGUCUAAGGUUGAUGACCUAAGAGGAACUCCCAUGUCGGUGGGAACUCUGGAGGAGAUCAUAGAUGACAAUCAUGCUAUCGUCUCCACUUCAGUGGGCAGUGAGCACUAUGUCAGCAUCCUGUCCUUUGUAGAUAAGGACCAGCUGGAGCCUGGCUGCUCUGUUCUGUUGAACCAUAAGGUUCAUGCAGUGGUUGGUGUAUUAGGUGAUGACACAGACCCUAUGGUAUCUGUCAUGAAGCUAGAGAAAGCUCCACAAGAGACCUAUGCUGAUAUCGGAGGACUGGAUACUCAGAUUCAAGAGAUCAAGGAAUCAGUGGAGCUUCCUCUAACCCAUCCAGAGUAUUAUGAAGAGAUGGGUAUCAAACCUCCAAAAGGUGUCAUACUCUACGGGCCACCUGGCACAGGGAAGACCUUGCUGGCCAAGGCGGUAGCCAACCAGACAUCUGCAACAUUCCUGCGAGUUGUUGGUUCUGAACUCAUCCAAAAAUAUUUGGGUGAUGGUCCUAAGCUUGUGCGUGAACUGUUUCGUGUGGCUGAGGAACACGCUCCGUCUAUUGUGUUCAUCGAUGAAAUUGAUGCUGUGGGCACCAAACGUUAUGACUCUAACUCUGGAGGUGAGAGAGAAAUUCAGAGAACCAUGUUGGAGCUUUUAAACCAGUUAGACGGAUUCGACUCGAGGGGAGAUGUUAAAGUAAUCAUGGCCACAAAUAGGAUAGAAACACUGGACCCAGCCCUCAUCCGGCCCGGCCGUAUAGACAGGAAGAUCGAGUUCCCAUUGCCUGAUGAAAAGACAAAGAGAAGGAUCUUUACAAUUCACACAUCACGAAUGACACUCGCCGAUGAUGUCAACCUCUCAGAGUUAAUCAUGUCGAAAGAUGAUCUCUCUGGUGCUGAUAUAAAGGCAAUUUGUACAGAAGCUGGUCUGAUGGCUCUCAGAGAGAGACGUAUGAAGGUAACAAAUGAAGACUUCAAGAAGUCCAAGGAGAGUGUUCUUUAUCGCAAGAAGGAAGGCACACCAGAAGGCCUUUAUCUUUAAUUGCAUUAUAAUUAAUCAAGUUUUCUAGAAUUUCUUGAAUCUUUUACUUAUUAUUAGAUUUAACAAAAUAAUAGAAAUAACUUUUAUGAAGAAAUUUCUAGAUCACACUGAAUGUAAAAGUAUGCUUGAAAUAAUAAAAUGUAAUUUAAAAA